This is a messenger RNA of Suillus fuscotomentosus, 1158 nucleotides long. RefSeq lists its product as uncharacterized. The coding region runs from base 1 to 1158 and encodes 385 amino acids. The transcript is spliced from 3 exons. The record is from RefSeq and is a predicted model, not a curated record. Lineage: Eukaryota; Fungi; Basidiomycota; Agaricomycetes; Boletales; Suillaceae.
AUGGAUGACCUUACUUGUUUGGGUUGUGUGAAGUCUUUCGCAACUCAAAAGCGCUUGAGUAGUCACGAAGCUCAGUGUGCUGCUAACAAAACUCUAGAUACUGAUAUUUACAAGAGUCAGCAGCACCUUGAGAAGGAGAAGUGCAAGAAACAAAAGUGGAGAAGACUUCGGGAAGUGUCUCGGUCACCAACACUCCAAGAAAAAACUCCCCCUGCUCACAACUUACCUCCUGUGGAUGAACAGAUGGAUAUUGACGAUGGAUGGUACAAUACUGGCGAGGUUAAAAAUGAUGCAUCGGGACCUUCUAAUGCUGGUCCCUCUAGCAUUGUAUCAGAUCCACUGGUUGAUUCUACGGUCUCUGUCUGCUCUGGGAUGGGAAUCUACUUUGCACAUAUGGCCCAUCAGGCUCGUAACCAGCCCUCUGUUCCAUCUGCAUCACCACCCCUACCUCAAGAAGAACCAGGAACCCCUCCUGCUGCUGUUCAAGACCAGCCCACACUCGUCCCUUACAAGACUCAACCUGAUUCAAUGGGUCUCUUCCGCAUAUACGCGCAACAUCCCACUUUGAUACUGAUUGGAAAUGAAGGCCUGGAUGUGAUUGCUGAUGCUCCGACCUUCGAAACUCAGGGCAAUUCUCAUUUGGAGCGAUCUCAGAUCAUUCCUGGACUUCCCUCCUCAGAUAUUUGGCCUGAAGAUAUUUUUUCUGCAUUCAGUAGUCCAACACCAGGCCUUCUCUUUUGUUGGCAAUACUCUGGAUCUAACUCUAAGUCAAAUGCUGAAAUGAAAUGCCUAGCAUCGGAUUUUCUCGAUGACGAUGAAUACAGGAGAGAAGAUGCACGAGCUUACGACACUGUAUGUGAGAAGAGGCUUAUACAGGACUAUCUUAAGGAUAGAUCUAAUCCCUUCCACAUGGAGAAUGGCUGGCGCUGUUCUUCAGUCAACAUUCGCCUGCCCAAGGAAAAGGAGAAGUUCGCAUCAGAAGAAGAAGCUCCAGAAAUGGAGAUUCCAGGUGUUUAUCACCGCUCCCUCACUGACAUCAUUGUGUCCGUUGUAGAGACUCGUGCAUCUCAUAGUGUGAUAUGGCGCUUUACACUAGGGAGUAUACAGCACCAACUCGCAGCAUCACUCUGUGUACCAUCCACAGUGAUUCCUAUAUGA